Molecule: messenger RNA, 2589 nt
Organism: Etheostoma cragini (Arkansas darter)
Lineage: Eukaryota; Metazoa; Chordata; Actinopteri; Perciformes; Percidae
Product: extracellular calcium-sensing receptor-like
Exons: 11
Coding region: 1-2589 (862 amino acids)
Biological process (GO): G protein-coupled receptor signaling pathway
Cellular component (GO): membrane
Molecular function (GO): G protein-coupled receptor activity
Source: RefSeq, a predicted model, not a curated record
AUGGGGAGGAGUCUGCCUACAGAACAGAGCCAACAAUGCAAAUUAUUCCCGGGAUCUAUGUCCCUACCUGUGCUGGAGAAAAAGGGGGACAUCAUUUUGGGGGGACUCUUCUCCCUUCAUGACAUGGUGGUAGAACCCAGUCUGUCCUUCACCUUUACGCCUCCUCCUGCACAGUGCACCAGAUUUAACUUUCGGACGUUCCGUUGGAUGCAAACUAUGAUCUUUGCCAUUGAGGAGAUCAACAGAGAUGGAAAACUCCUUCCCAGCAUCACACUGGGCUAUAAGAUCUAUGAUUCAUGCAGUACACCCCAUCAGGCUUUGAAGGCUGCCAUGGAGUUAGUGGGGACUGAGAAGGGUUCAGGGGUUGAAGAGACACGGAGUAAAGACACCUGUCCUGGGCCCGUACCAGCAGUGAUAGGAGACGGUGGCUCUACUCAGUCUCUUGUUGUGGCCCGUUUCCUUGGAGCCUUCCAUCUGCCACAGGUUAGUUAUUUCUCCAGCUGUGCCUGUCUCAGUAACAAAAAGGAGUUUCCUGCCUUUUUAAGGACCAUGCCCAGCGACUUCUUUCAGGUAGAUGCAUUAGUACAACUUGUCAAGCAUUUUGGCUGGACUUGGGUGGGUGUGAUAGCAGGGGAUGAUGCCUAUGGCCGUGAUGGGGCAAGCAUCUUUGCUGAUGAGGUUAGAAAGCUGGGUGCAUGUGUUGCCUUUCAGGAGGUCAUCCCUAGGAACCGAGCUCAGACCACCCUUUCAUCUAUCGCUUCCAAGAUACGCUCCUCUGGGGCUCGGGUGAUUCUAGUGUUUGCUGUGGAGCAAGAUGCAGCCGCGUUGUUUGAUGAAGCUCUAAGAGAGGGGCUCACUGAGAUACAGUGGCUUGCCAGCGAGGCUUGGAGCACAGCUGCCAUCCUCUCCACCCCUAAAAGGUACCACCAUAUCCUCCGGGGUUCUAUGGGAUUUGCAAUUCGGCGAGCACAUAUCCCUGGAUUGAAAGACUUUCUGCUUCGUUUGCAUCCCUCAAGCGCCGAUGCCCUUGCAAAUCCCUUCCUGAUACCCUUCUGGGAAGAGGUGUUUCAAUGCAGCCUGGGUGUGCAGGCUGAAGGUCAGGAACAUAAUGAUGUGGGUAAACCUCCAUGCUCUGGAAGAGAAAAGCUGGGUAAUGUGACAAAUAUCUUUUCAGAUGUGUCACAGCUAAGGAUUUCCUACAAUGUUUAUAAGGCUGUGUAUGCCAUUGCCAAUGCACUCAAGGAUAUGAGAAGCUGUGUAGAAGGAAAAGGGCCAUUUCCUCAGCAGGCCUGUCCAGAUGCAGACAAUAUACAGCCAUGGCAGCUUCUUCAUUACAUAAAACAUGUUAAAUACGUGAACUUCGUUGGUGAUGAAACCAAGUUUGAUGAGAAUGGUGACUUUCCAGCAAUGUAUGACCUUGUAAACUGGCAGCUGAGAGAUGGAGAAAUGGAGUUUGUCACUAUCGGCAAAUUUGAUGAGAUAACCACCGUUGGAAGGAAAAAACUCCAGAUCAAGGAACAUAUCAUCAUAUGGAAUGGCAACCAAACUAAAAUUCCCUUGUCAGUGUGCAGCAGCAUUUGUCCCCCAGGUACCCGGAAGGCAAUCAGACCUAACUUUCCUAUCUGCUGCCAUGAUUGUGUGCUUUGCACAGCUGGGGAGAUUAGCAAUCACACUGAUGCAAUAGAGUGUGUGCACUGCCUGCCAGAGUUCUGGUCCAAUGCUGAGAGGACAGCUUGUAUUCCUAAACAGGUUGAGUUCCUCUCCUUUAGCGACAACAUGGGCAUUACCCUGAUGGCAAUUUCCCUCACUGGCUCCUUCUGCACCUGUGUCGUGGCCUUAAUAUUCUCCUUCUACAGAAUUACCCCUAUUGUGAGGGCCAACAACUCUGAGCUGAGCUUCCUACUGCUCUUCUCCUUGACUCUGUGUUUCCUGUGCUCUCUGACGUUUAUUGGCCGGCCCUCUGAGUGGUCCUGCAUGCUGCGACACACAGCAUUCGGCAUCACCUUUGUUCUCUGUAUCUCUUGUAUUCUGGGGAAAACUAUAGUGGUGUUAAUGGCCUUCAAAUCUACACUUCCAGGUAGUAAUGUUAUGAAAUGGUUUGGGCCUGCGCAGCAAAAGGCAAUCAUUACCUUUUGUACACUUGUCCAGGUAAUUAUCUGUACAGUGUGGCUGGUUGUUGCCCCCCCCACUCCACGCCAAAUGAUGCCACGUGAGAGCGUUCUUGUCAUUCUUUUGUGUGACGAAGGUUCAGCAAUAGCAUUUGCUCUCGUCCUGGGCUACAUUGGCCUGCUGGCCUGCCUCUGCCUUCUCUUGGCCUUCCUGGCGAGGAAACUCCCGGGCAACUUCAACGAGGCCAGACUCAUCACCUUCAGCAUGCUCAUCUUUUGUGCAGUGUGGAUAGCCUUUGUUCCGGCCUACAUCAGCUCUCCGGGGAAGUACUCCACAGUUACGGAGGUGUUUGCUAUCUUGGCCUCCAGUUACGGACUACUGGGCUGCAUCUUUGCACCAAAGUGCUACAUAAUCCUAUUAAGGCCAGAGAGGAACACAUGGAAACACAUCAUGUCGAAAGCUGCCACUGAUGAAUUUUAA